Messenger RNA from Punica granatum (pomegranate), 2255 nucleotides. The record is from RefSeq and is a predicted model, not a curated record. NCBI's taxonomy places the organism in Eukaryota, Viridiplantae, Streptophyta, Magnoliopsida, Myrtales, Lythraceae.
CAAGAAGGUGAGAACAAGAACCGGACGGAAAUGUCAGAAGAGGGAAAUGGGAUGGAAAGCAGAACAGUGAAAGAGGACAACUGUGUCCUGCCCGGAAAUUUUGCCGCGGUUGAAUAGAAUAGUCAAUAAUUCUCCUCCCACCUCUCUCUCUCUCUCUCUCUCUCUCUGUCUGGACUCUGGAUAUCUCCUCCUCCUUCCUAUAAUAAAAGCCCAGAAAAUCUGCUCCACCAUUGAAGACACACACAGUCUCCCUAUCUGUUCUUCUCCUUCCAAGAACGCCAAGAAGCUGUCACAAGCUGAACCCAGCACGAGAUUCUUUCUGAUACAGUAGCAGCAGAGAAUUGAUAAAAAAAAAUGAGGUGGGAAAUGAAAUGAAACCCCCAGCAGCGGUGGAGCUAGCAUGGCAAGGCCCGUGAGCGUGAGCGUGAGGAAGGGGGGAUUCAAAUCAUCGUCGAGAUUGCUGUGGGUUUUCAGUGGAGGGAGCGGUGGGGGGAGAGGUGUGGUGGGUCCCCACCACCACCCCUGAUAUCAGAGGAGAGAGAAAGUGGUGUCUAGAGAGAGAGAGAGAGAGGGCGGGGGGAGGGAGAGCAGAGAAGACUUCUACAUCAAGACAGUGAAGGUGGGAAGAGUAAAAAAGACAGCUUGCAAUGAAGGCGGAUGGCUCACCUACCAUUAACCCCAUUCCACUCUCCCCUCUCUCUCUCUCUCUCUUCCUUCCUUCCUUCCUUUUUAGGCCUCUGUUUCUCCCUUCUCCCAUCUUUCAAACUUCAAACAGCCUCUCCUUCCCCUGCAUCUCUACUCUCUCUCUCUCUCUCUCUCGCUCUAAGGAAAGUCUCAGCCGGCCGACAAUGAUUGGACAAAAACUGAUGGACGAGGCGGCAGACUGCGGCAGCUUCUUCGACCACAUCGACGACCUCCUCGACUUCCCCGUCGAGGACGUCGAGGCCGGCCUCCCUCUGGCGAACCAUGACUCGUUCCCCAGCAUCUGGUCGGCUCAGACCGAGUCACUUCCCUGCUCUGACUCGGUCUUCACCAACAACAGCAGCAGCGCGGACCUUUCCGCCGAGCUCUCCGUUCCGUAUGAAGACAUUGUCCAGCUAGAAUGGCUCUCGACCUUCGUGGAGGACUCCUUCUCCGGCGAGAGCCUCACGAUAAACAAGCUCGAGUCCUCGACGACUGAGAGCAAGGAACCGACGUCCCAUCAUCAGUUCCAUACCUCGAGUCCGGUUUCCGUUCUUGAUAGCAGCAGCUCAUGCUCCGGCUCUGGCGGGAAACCGUCUCCGUGGAGCCCCGAAUCAGCUACCCCUAAAGGCAGCAGAUGCGGGCGGGCACGGAGCAAGCGGCCUCGUCCUGCCACUUUCAGUCCCCGCCCAGCCAUCCAAAUCCUCCUACCAGGCGGAGCCCUAGACUCUAGUGCUGCGUCUCCCAAGGCCUCGUUUGAAUCCGAGAAUGCCGCAGAAUCCCAACCCGUGAAAAUCAAAAUCCCAAAGCCAGCUAAGAACCCGGAGCACAAGAAGAAGAAGAAGAUCAAGCCUGCUGCUGCCCCACUUGGACCAACAAACGGGAAUCAGAACCCGCCAUCGACCCAGCCCGUGAGGAAAUGCCUGCACUGUGAAAUCACCAAGACGCCCCAGUGGCGGGCUGGCCCGAUGGGCCCAAAGACCCUCUGCAAUGCUUGCGGGGUACGAUACAAGUCAGGUCGGCUCUUCCCGGAGUACAGGCCUGCAGCGAGCCCUACUUUCGUCCCAUCCGUUCACUCCAAUUCCCACAAGAAGGUGCUCGAGAUGAGAAGCAAGGGCGAGGGCGAGCCAGGAGUCACUUUGAUCCCGAACACCAAUGUAGCCAUAGAUUAUAGUGUCUAAGGAAGAUGUUUGUCGCCUUCGUUAGUCGAUUACAUACGUACUGUUUGAGAUAGUACUCAAAUCAUUUCUUUUGUUCAAUUGUAUUUUGUACAGAGUCGGAUCUGAGACAUGUGAGAAAGUAGUACUAGGGAGGGCAGCUGAGGGAAUUGAUUCAAAGGGUUAGAAGGACUUUGAGAGGUUAGAGUUUAAUUUUAGGUAAGAUUAGGGAUUAGUAGGCCAUUAAUUAGAGUUGGUUGUGUUAGUGUUAUGCCGUUUGUAUUCAAUAAUUUUUUUUUUCCGGUUUUGUUUAUUUUCUGAAAAAUAUUUCCAUGUAAUAUGGGAAUUCUUUUUGCAGUCAGUUUGUAGUUGGAGAACUCGAGUCGGGUAAUGAAAAUCUGUAUUUAUGUCCUAAAA